Rotaria sp. Silwood1 is the source of this 1573-nucleotide messenger RNA. NCBI's taxonomy places the organism in Eukaryota, Metazoa, Rotifera, Eurotatoria, Philodinida, Philodinidae. The record is from the annotation of a GenBank genome assembly.
AUGUUUGAAAAUAUUUUGCUUUCAACUUUUUUAGUAAGAUUCUGUAUAUGUUCGUUUUAUUAUUUAAUAAUAGAAUUAGUUGACGAAAAUAUAUCAUACAUUAAUUCUACUCAUGGUAAACGGCAAUUAAUCUUUCAUGGAGCAAGAUUUUGUGUAAAACAAAAAAAUUUAAGUUCAGUUUUAUGGAGAUGUAUCAAAUCCAAUUGUUCUGCAAGUAUUUCUAUUUCAAACAAUAAUACUAUAUUACGAAUAAAUGAAAAUCAUAAUCAUCUUAUUGAUCCAAAUGACAUUAAAAUCUUGGAACUUCGACACAAAUUAAAGCAUGAGGCACAAAGCACUUCAGCAACAAUUGAUACAAUAGUUGAAGUUGGUUAUUCGAAUAUGAUAACUAAAGAGAAAAUGACUGAUUCAAUUGUAAAAUUUCCUACAAUAAAAACAUUAAAAAAUACUGUUGGUAAACAACGUCGACUAAUUAGACCACCAUUACCAAAAUCUAUCAAAGAUUUACCCUCUCAAAUACCAAUACUAUAUACACUCACUAAAAAUAAUGCAAAUUUCCUUUUAUUUGAUGGGUGUUUAGGUGGAAAAAGAGGUUUGAUAUUCGCAUCUGAAGAUGAUAUUAAAUAUUUGGCAUAUCAAAAAUUUUGGUAUGCUGAUGGAACGUUUUACACAUCCCCCUCAAUCUUUUAUCAGAUCUAUAGUAUACACGCCUUCGAUGAAGGAUUAUCAACUCCAUGUGUGUAUGCACUUCUUAGUGAUAAAUCAGAAGCAACAUACUAUGAUUUAUUUUCAACAUUGAUGAAGAAAAUAAUCGAAAUAUCAAAUAUGAUUCGACUUGAAUCUAUUACCAUUGAUUUUGAACUUGCCGUAAAAAAUACAUUUUGUAAACAUUUUCCACAUGUUACAGUAAGAAAAUAUUUUUUUAAAAUCUAGUUGUUUUGAAUCUUGCUGUAUAAAACAUUCACUUCCGGUAAUUUCAUCCCUUGAAAUGCUUCAAUACCAAAAUUACAUAGGAUGUUAAAAAGAUUCUGAGAAUUAUUAAUAUUUCGUCAAUAAGAAGUACAUUGUCUUUACUUAUCUAUACCAAGCUUUAUAAUACGUUAUAGUAAAGUUCAAUGGCAAGCUAAAUUAUCUUUUGAAGAAUGUUUUUAUAUUCAUCGAUAUAUAUCAAACAGAUUCGUCUUCUAUUAUUAGAUUAAAUUUGUUGCAUACAAAUAGAUUACGAAUCUAGUAGAAUAAGCGAUCUUCUCAGUAUUUUAUCUCUAACGUUUUUGUUUCAUCGAAAAGAGAUAAAUUUAUCAUAGUCAGAUGGACUGCAUAAUUCACCACAAUGUGACUUAUUUUAUCUUGGCUAAAUACCGUUUACCAUACUUUAGAUCGAAACGGUUUCAGUUACACAAAUUAAGAGCACUUUCCACAAAUAGUUAUUGUAUAGUUUUUCCUAAUAUCGCAUUAUUUGCCAUUUCUUACUAGCUUUUAUUGAUAGUUUGUUUUAGGCUAGAAGUAACCUGAGUUUACACUUUUUCCAAAGAUGUCUAGCGUUUCCUAUUUGAGUUGAAUUAGUUAUUGUCGA